Acanthaster planci (crown-of-thorns starfish) is the source of this 2683-nucleotide messenger RNA. Its product is annotated as bile acid-sensitive ion channel-like. The record is from RefSeq and is a predicted model, not a curated record. Gene Ontology annotation, biological process: sodium ion transmembrane transport. NCBI's taxonomy places the organism in Eukaryota, Metazoa, Echinodermata, Asteroidea, Valvatida, Acanthasteridae. Gene Ontology annotation, molecular function: ligand-gated sodium channel activity. Gene Ontology annotation, cellular component: plasma membrane.
AUGGUAAUCGCAGUGAAGCCGUCGGGUGGGGAUAUAAGCGUUGUUUCUUUUGACAAUGUCAAUUGGGUGACCGACAUCGGGAACGUGGUAGAGGCGAGGGCAGUGGAGGGCAAGCGAGACAAGGGGACAGGAGGCAGGAGGAAUCGGUGGUGCAGAAACCACGUUCGUGGGUUCUGCACAACAUGGACGUCCACGAUGUCGGACGCUGUUGGAAUCCCGGGAAUCAGAUACGUUGUCAGCAGCAACUUCCACAUUCUCCGAAGGCUAUUAUGGACAGUGGCACUGCUUGGCGGCAUGGCCGCCGCGUCGUAUCAGGUCAUCGAUAGGGCGACGUUUUUCUUCAGUAACCCCAAGAGUGUCAAUGUGGUGAUCGAGAACGCGGAACCAAUGCUCUUUCCUGCCGUCACCUUCUGUAACACCAACCGAUUCAGAGAUGUAAAUGGACAGUUGUCAACGCAUCCAUUCGGCCAAUUUCUUGCUGCCACUUACUUCCACGGAGGUAACGGCACCGGUUUUACAUCAACACUAGGCGGGGCCAACACCACAGCGCUGUAUUUGGAAUUCGCCCAUCAGAUGGAGUAUGGACAAAUGUUCAUACGUGGAGCAUUGGGUGGGAAAAACAUAACUUCCGCCGACUUUAGGAGAGUCCUGACUGACGCAGGAGUUUGUUUUACCUUCAAUUCUGGACUGAAUACUGAACUGAGAGGACAAAACUUUCCAGGUAGAGCACACGGUCUUUACUUAUUUCUUAAUGUUGAGCAAUAUUACUACUACUACGCGUAUAAGUUCUCAGGAGCCGGCAUCCUUGUCGCUGUGCAUGACCAGACUGAAAUACCUGACAUGGACUCGAUGGGCAUUGGCAUACCACCAGGCAGGCGCGCCAUUGUCAGUGUUGGCAAAAAAAUGACUUCACGGAAAGAUGGCGGAUGCGUCGAGAAACAACUUAAAUACUUCAGCAAGUACACCAAAAGCAUGUGUCUCCGAGAGUGUGUGAUUGACCUGCUCCUACAGAACUGUGGAUGCGUUGAACCUUACAUGACAGUUUCCAGUGAAAUGCGAGUCUGUGACCCCAUCGAAAUAUCUGUUUGUGUUCACGGACAAUCAGACAAACGCAGAUAUGUUGACAUGUGUGACUGCCCACUACCAUGUUCGACGGUCAAGUUCACCACCAGCGUGUCCUACACACUCUUCCCUGGCAACUUCUACAGUUGGUUGCUUGCCGAACAGUUCAGCACUGACGAGUUUACGUUACCUCAUGAUUUUUAUCAGGAAAACUUUGUGAUCAUCCAGAUGUUUUUUGAGGAGUUAACGGUUGAGCAUCGUGAACAGCACAGUGAUUACACCUUCUUCGCUCUACUUUGUGACAUUGGAGGCGCCCUUGGGCUAUGGCUUGGGGGCAGCAUUCUGACUAUUGUGGAAAUUCUGGACCAUUUUACCUCCACAACCGUUAUUCCUGGUUCAACCUCGAACCAGCGUGGCUAAUGCUACAAGGAAACAUUGCGUAUUUCUAUAAUUGUUACAUAUACAUAUUUUAAUUGACCUAAUUGACAAUAGCAACCAUCUCAGAAGGCUGUAUUUUGAUGUCCACUUACACAUACAUGGCCCUAACUCUUCUUGCUGAUAAUAUUCAAAAACACUGAUUGUUGUUUAUGUGCAAUAUUCUGUAUGAUUGAUUGGCUUUAAGAUUGAAAUCCUGUACAUUCCGUUCUACACAUAAGCCUGCAGGCAAAGGGAAGCAACACAUUGAAAAUCACAAAGGAAGUUAUCGGUUCAGAUUUUUUUAUUCCUGAAAAGGAAAACUCAAAUUUCGUUGUUAAUCUCAAUGUCGAAGUGGAAGUAAAGAUGCAUACUCGUCAUGAACAGAAAUGUUUAAUAUAUGUCCCCACCUGAAGAGAAAGCAUUUUCGAAGUGUGUUAUGAGUUUGCCCAAACGCAGUUUUUCUUCUCUGUUCCCCGCUCCGCUUGACACCACUGAGUUAUUUUUUACCUUGCUAGAUUGUCUAAAAGCUUUCACCAACAAGGAUGAUGCGUAGAUGAUUCCAGUUAAAACAAAGGUACAUAAAGACAAAUUACACGUUGCAUCAACAAAUUGCUCGGGUGAAGACAGGGUAGUGUUUGCACAACAUUAUAAGAAUAUUUACAGGGAGCACAGAUAGAAAACACCUCAACGGGACUUUGGUAAUUAAAUCCAGCCGAUCUGUCAUAGGACCAUAACGACCAAACUCCGAAUCGCAGUCAUUUACUAAAGACGUAUGGGGUUUUGCAAACGGAGUCUUGAAGACCUUUGCAAGUGUAUGAAUGACGUCACAAAUAGCUUGGACACGCAUGUGCAUUUGCCCUUUGGGGAAAACCGGAAAUGCAUAUCAUCAGUUUUAUUUAAAUUGAAUUGAUCACCUGAUCGCCAGAUUUUAGAGUGCAAUCAAACCCCUCCCCAUAUUUUCUCUAUAAUUUUUAGGGGGGACGCCUUUUCCUUGUGUCCUGAUAUUUUGUUUUCCUACUCUCUACUUAUGUUUGUAUAGAAAAUGUAAAGACAGACAUUUUUCACCCAAAGUGACAACAACGUUGCCCUGGGUUUCACUUCAACUUUUGGCGUCCCUUAUAUUUGUACCUACUGUGUGCGUCACCCCCUUCUGUCCGUGACGGGCAUGGCUAGCGUCUGAUUCUAUCCAGGUACCAAAAGCAAC